UCUUUUCCGGAAACGCUACGCUAUCGUGGUAUGCGGAGUAUAGGAGUUGGCAAGUAAAAGCACGUUUGUUUGUUAUGUUUUUCUUUCACGGGUUAUAAAGUUACAAUUUCACUUGCGAAAGUGAUCAGGAAAGUCGUUUGUAUGUUGAACAAAUGGACGGACGUCGAUUCAGGAGAGGUAGUAAAGUCGAACACCAAACUUUUUCGAUGCUGAGAAGUGUUUUCGAGUAAGCUCAUUGUUGUGCGAGUUAAAGUCCAAGACUUCACCACAGUUUUUCGUCGUGCUGGUAAUAUAACUCCAAUAUCUCCUGCGAUGCGUUAUGGACUCUGUGUGAUGUGAGGAUGGGUGGACGAGGUGUGGUCGAAAGUGGCUUCAGCCCCGGAGGCUGAUGCCCGCCUCCAUCGCCCCGUCAGGAUGCACAUAGCCUCGGUGGGCGUCAGUAAGGUCUGCUUUCUGUUUUCCCUUGCCUUCUGUGGCCUCCUGCUGAUGCUCAUCCCGGCCCUUCAUCCCACGACUCGGCAAGUGGACCCGCCACAGCCGCGACCUCAGUUUAAGACCUCGCCAAACACUUUACAGGAAGGUGCUGGGAGCCCUUCUAGGGGGGCAGAUUGGACCACAGCAUUGAAUACAAACUCAGGAGAGCUGCGUGCUACCAUCGAGACUGAACGUGGAAAUGACGACUACAGGGAGACGUACUCGGAAAAAAACUCCAAUACAGUUUCCAUCUCUGGAGGACAAGACCGAAUUCUCCCAGGUUUAGCAUCACAUGACCCGUUGCAGUUGAAGGACAUUUUUAUUGCAGUGAAGACUACCAGGAAGUACCACAAAUCCAGACUGGAGCUGCUGAUCCAAACCUGGAUAUCACAGGCUAAAGAACAGACCUACAUAUUCACAGACGGUGAUGACAAAGAGCUACGAAUGAGAACAGGUGCAAACAUCAUUAACACUAACUGCUCAGCGGCUCACACUCGCCAGGCUCUGUGCUGCAAGAUGUCUGUCGAGUAUGACAAAUUCCUUGAGUCCAAGAAGAAGUGGUUCUGCCACGUGGAUGACGAUAACUAUGUCAUCCUACCGAGCCUUUUGCGGCUGCUGUCUUCUUACCAUCACAGCCAGGAUGUGUACCUCGGCCGUCCCAGUCUGGACCACCCCAUAGAAGCUGCAGAGAGAGUGAAAACCGAUGGCUUGGUAUCAGUCAAGUUCUGGUUUGCAACUGGUGGUGCAGGUUUCUGUAUCAGCCGAGGUCUGGGACUGAAGAUGAGCCCCUGGGCCAGUUUGGGGAAUUUCAUCAGCACAGCAGAGAAGAUCCGCCUGCCGGAUGAUUGCACCAUUGGCUACAUUAUUGAAGCUCUGCUGGAGGUCACUUUAAUACACACACACCUCUUCCACUCCCACUUGGAGAACCUCCAGAAGCUGCCCACGGACAGAGUUCUGGAGCAGGUGACACUUAGCUACGGAGGAUAUGAGAACAGACGGAAUGUGGUCAGUAUUGUUGCAGGCUUUUCACUGGCUGAAGACCCCACAAGGUUUAAAACAGUCCACUGCCUCCUAUACCCUGAUACUGACUGGUGUCCAAAGCUUCAAUGGAAAAACUGAAAAACUCUUCGAUCCCGCAAAGUCUCCAUCCUUUGCUUAGAUCAAGCUACCUUUAGUCGUGAAUUAUUCACAACCGAUGCCUGCCUUCAAGUCCUACCUCAUUAGGGUUACUAUAACCGGAUUUAGGGAUUUUUAUGGUGUCAAAAGGCACCCAGCUCACGAAACGAGGCAAGAUUUUAACAUCAAUUUUAAAAAAAAUUAUGUGAAAAAAUAUGACCGAGCAAACUUUUUUGUUUAACCGUGCCACAUGACACCCCUAUUAUACACUUUUUAGGGUAUACUCACACUAGGCCAUUCCAAUCCCGAUUCCCCCUCCUGCACCCUGUCUGCUUGUGCCAUCAUUUUAUUAUUUCUGCAUAUUAUUUCCUGAUUUAUGUGGAUUAUUUCCCGUCUUAUUUAGAGUCAUGGUGUAUUUCUAUGGUGCAAGCUGGCUGUCAUUGACACCCUCCACUGUGUCACUCUAUUCGCUAGUGUGGGGGGGUUUUGACCACUUUGACAGUGAGUGUUUUUUUGGAUUAUUAUGGAGAAAAGCUGUAAUCUUGGGCGAAAGGCUGCUUUCCAUUACUUCCAAAAAUGUUCAAAAUAUUGUCACCUACAUAUUGUCAACUGCUUGAUUCCGCCAUUACUGUUUUGGUGUUUUUGCACUAUGUUUAUUAUUACAUCUUUAUUGUUCAUGCGAUGCUGUGUGAACAUCUCUGGGUUGGGUUUUGGGUUUCAAAGACUUCAUAGUCCUGUCAUGACCCUCGACAACCACUGUUUUAGUUGAUUUGAUGCUAUGAUUUGUCAUUUUUACUUGGACAUCUGAAUGACCAAAAUACACAUAUUGCAUAUUGCCAAAUGUAAAAUGGAUAAAUGUGUCCAUUAAUGUUAAUCAAUGCAAUGUUAGCGUGAACGCUAUUUAAUUACCUCCAAGCCAAAGUGCCAGUGUAAUGGUUGUUAGACGUCCCCGUUAACCACAGCCAAAUACAGUAUCGUUUUUUUUGUAUUUUGUUUAUUUUGCACAGAAUCCCAAAUCCAAAUGAUAUGUGUCACUGCAGGUCAGUGUUUGGGACAGUGAUGUGUAAGCCUGUUUUGUUAUGUAAUGUCUAGUUUAGUUAAGAAUAAAAUAUUCUGUUCUUGUGAA
Doryrhamphus excisus (bluestripe pipefish) is the source of this 2716-nucleotide messenger RNA. It is a transcript of the gene rfng, whose product is annotated as RFNG O-fucosylpeptide 3-beta-N-acetylglucosaminyltransferase. Gene Ontology annotation, cellular component: Golgi membrane. The record is from RefSeq and is a predicted model, not a curated record. Gene Ontology annotation, biological process: pattern specification process. Gene Ontology annotation, molecular function: O-fucosylpeptide 3-beta-N-acetylglucosaminyltransferase activity. Lineage: Eukaryota; Metazoa; Chordata; Actinopteri; Syngnathiformes; Syngnathidae.